AUGAUUUCCAAGAAGGUGACUCACAUCCUAUCUGCUACGGCAGCGUGUCCGAGCAAGUUCCGUCAGCCCGCCUGGCAACAGCUGUUGGCAUCCGAGAUCGUUGGCCGGGUUUUGACGAUGAGGAACUUUGCAGAAAGCAGAGGUCGGAUCCUGUGCAAGAUGAAUUGGAUUCAGACCGUGGUUCUGGCAAUCAUGACUGGACUCGUCUGGUUCCAGAUCCCUCGGACAGAAGAGCACUUGAAAGAUAUUCAAGGAUGGAUGUUCUUCUCGACCAACUACUGGAUGCUCUUUGCUCUGUUCCAAGCUCUGGGAUCAUUUCCCGAAGAACACGAGGUGAUCAACAAGGAGCGGGCCAGUGGGGCCUACCGCCUGUCGGCCUACUACCUGGCCAAGACCGUGGGCGAGCUGCCGCUGACCAUCACGCUGCCCACCAUCUACCACGUCAUCAGCUACCCCAUGUUGGGCGUGCAUUCCGGCUCCACGUUCCUCGUCCUGCUCAUGUUCCUGCUGCUCAACACCGUCGUGGCACAGAGCGUCGGGUUGUUUGUCGGCGCCGUGUGCAUGGACCUGCAGCUGGCCAUCACGACCAGCGCCCUCUACACGCUCUUCACCCAACUGCUGGCCGGCUACCUCGUCGUGGACAUUCCGCACUGGCUCACCUGGCUGCGACACCUGUCCAUGAUCCGGUUCGCCUACCAGAACAUGCAGAUCGUCGAGUUCUCCAGCGGUGUUCCAUUUCUGUGUGCGGAGGAGAACUCGACCUUCGACACGUGCCACAGCAGCAAGGGCGGCGACGGCGGCGGCGGUCACCGGUUCAUCCCCAACGAGGCGAUCCUCGCGAGUCGCGGCGACACUCUGCCGCUCUGGGCCAACACGGCCGUGCUCAUCGGAUUCUUCCUUGUGUUCCGGAUCCUGUGUUACUGCGUGCUUCGCUACUUGCGCAAACCCAACAAGUGACGACGACGACGACGACGACGACCAUGAGGACGAUUUUCCGUCUCUCUCUCUCUAUCUCCACACGGACGCCUUAUAUAUAUUUCUCGCUCCUCAUGACGAUGCUGCUGCUGCUGCUGCAUCAUGGCGGCUAUGUGCUGAUGUACAUCAUGUCUCUGUCUUCUAUAUAUUCUCCUCCGCCAUGAUCAGCGUGUGAUUUUUUUCUCAUCCAGAACUCAAUUCCUUUCAUAUGCAGUACUGUACUGUACGUGACGCUGUAUUUUUGUAAUUUCCUCAUUGCUCAUCCGUCUUUCUCUUUUACCCCCUCCCCGAUUUCGGCAUUGUUGUUAUUGUUGUUUUUUUUUUAUUAUUGGUUCCCCUCGUCUCGGUCCGAAAAGUGUCAAAAAACGGAACUGGGAUUUUCUUGUAAAUCUGGUGAUGAUGAUGACCGACAAAAAAAAACCCCAUUCGUCAUUCGUGCCUAUAUUUCUCGAUCGCGGUGUGUGCUCGUGUACAUUAUUUGUCCGUAGAUGAGAUGAUCGGUGUACAACUUCAAGACUGGCCUUGUUUCAGUAUUCUGAAUCCUCUAUAUACUGUACUGUAUGCACAAGGGGGAAAAAAAGAAGUGAGAGCUGGGCAAAGAGAAACAAACAAAAAAGGAGGCAAGAAGAAUUUAAAAGAGCUCGUGCUGUGAGAUGAUGUCUGCUGAACAGCGAUUCUCUCUCGCACGGAAGAAUGAAGAGAAGAACAAAGCAAAACAACGCUAUUGGAAAUGCAGAAAUCUAGAGAGUGAGAGAGGGAUAUUGGCACAGUUCCUCUGCGUGAACCAACCCCGCGCGCGAUAAUGACACGAUGCCAAUAUAUAAGUAAAUAAAAGGAAAAAAACGAUCGGAGAUUUCAACACGUUUGAGUUACCGAAAAGCUACCGGUUAUCUCAGGUUGGAAAGACGGAAAGUUGACGGAGUAUAUUGCAAAAGGAAUAUACCUGUUUCUAUAUAUUGUUGAUUUGAACUCGCUGCUGUUGAGCUUUCUUUUUUUUUUUUUGUCCCCUCCGCGUCGAUGACGCGAGCAACGAAACGAAACGUCGAAGAAAUUACCGAAAUGAGGCGGCACUCGUCAUCAGCAAGUGUUACUACUAAUGCUGCUGCUCUUGCUGACGGAAUUCUGCUGUAAAAAAGAAAGAAAAAAGGAACGUGAUUUUCACUGAUGAUGUCAUGAUGUUGAUGAUGAUGAUGAUGAUGGCUGCCUCGGUCGACGAUGAGGGAGACACGAGAGAGGAUUGUGAUGCAUUUGUACAGAUGACGAGAGGGAUGAUGUUGCCUUCGUCGACUUUAUUUCGUAGCUAUACAUUCGCCGAUUCCUUUUUUUUUUAUUCAUUCGGAAGUUGGUUCUUUGGCUUGCUCGACAUUUUUGCGGGCGUCAAGGGAUGAUGAUGACACACUGCCAUGAGAGAAAACUGAUGCUGAGAGGCGAAUCGAAUAAAAACUACAUUUUUCUCUUUGGAUAUAUAUAACA
Molecule: messenger RNA, 2448 nt
Organism: Notodromas monacha
Lineage: Eukaryota; Metazoa; Arthropoda; Ostracoda; Podocopida; Cyprididae
Source: the annotation of a GenBank genome assembly